This is a messenger RNA of Haliotis rubra (blacklip abalone), 5544 nucleotides long. Its product is annotated as NACHT and WD repeat domain-containing protein 2-like. The transcript is spliced from 7 exons. Gene Ontology annotation, molecular function: protein binding. The coding region runs from base 1 to 5544 and encodes 1847 amino acids. Lineage: Eukaryota; Metazoa; Mollusca; Gastropoda; Lepetellida; Haliotidae. The record is from RefSeq and is a predicted model, not a curated record.
AUGGUUCAGCUUUAUGGGUCAUCUGCUGGUCAUAUGCUAAAGUCUGCACCACGCCAGACGUUCCUGCCUGUGCCUAAGUGUGAGGACGGGACGUCAGUUCCGACAACGUUCUCUGAGACCAGCAGUCUGCUCCUGUUGAUACUGGUGGAGACCCUUGAAGGUCCGGAACAAGUUAAACCGGUGAAGUUCCGGCAUCAGGAUGACGUCAUUGACAAAGACGUCGUGGACGAAAGGAGGAAGUUGGAAGGCGCCUACCAGUACCGCCACCUGUCGGACGAUGACAGAGAUCUGGUGGAUAAUCUCCUCUUUGGGACUCUCCCAAUGGAGCAGAUCCCACGGCCAAAAUCUAAGGUCGUCAAAAUAUUCAUCAGCUCCACGUUUACAGACAUGACCCAGGAGCGGAACGCUUUGGCAGAAACAGUGUACCCCAAGCUCCGCCAGUACUGCAGACACAAGCAUGGUUUGGACUUCCAGGCUGUGGACAUGAGAUGGGGUGUUCCUCCUGAAGCCAGCGACGACCAUACCGCCGCCUACCACUGCCUCGCUGAGCUAAGGCACUGUCAGGAGCUGUCGAUUGGACCCAAUUUUGUGGCUUUCAUGGGUCAGCGGUACGGGAGUUGCCCCCUACCGGCUGCCAUUAUCAGAGCAGAGUUCGAAGCCAUCCGGGAAAACCUUGAUCCAUCUAGUGAUGACGUCAAGCUUCUAGACAAGUGCUAUCUAAAGGACCAGAACUCGCUCCCAGCUGUAUAUAGAUUGCAACCCGCUAGUAAAAUAAAAGAAACGACUGGACGGCUGUGGAGCAGUAUAGAGGGGGACAUACGGGAGGUGUUAUAUCGAGGAGCUCAGAAGGCCGUGGACGCCUCAGAACUCUCCAAAGAAUCAUUCAGGCUUCUCAAAGCUUCAGGUGUGUGUUGGAUGAACCUCAUUGGCUGCUUCCUUCUUUCAGUGACAGAGCAGGAGAUCUACCAGGGUCUGAUUAACAUCGCCAGGGAGAAAGACCGCCAAGCCAACUGUCUGCUCUACUUACGCGAUAUAGAAGGACUUGGUACAGACAGCGAUCCUAUGAUCGCCAGACGCUUCAUGGACCUCCAUCCGGACACCUUACAUCCAAACGAGGCUGCAGCCAUGGCUCUGAAGGAGCUGAGAGAAAAAAGUUCAAAGAAGGUGAACAACCAAAACAUGUUGAAGAUGUCUGUGACGUGGGAGAAAGAUGGAAUAGGACCUGUCACCCAUAGGGACUACAUACAGACGCUGUGUAAUCACUUCUAUUCCACGAUGAAGCUCCUUGUGGAUCGGAACAUGACAAAGAGGAACAAACUCCAGGACGAUGAUCUCUAUAAUGAAGUGGUUCAGCAUUGGACAAUUGCUAUAAACAGAUGUCAAACCUUUGUCGGGAGAGCUCCUAUGCUUCAGAACAUUAGGGGGUACCUGGAAGCACAAACAGAUCAAGCCCUUGUCGUCCAUGGGGAAUCUGGCAGCGGAAAGACUUCACUGAUGUCCAAGGCUGUUUCUAUGGUCAGUGGUGUGGUUUCUCGUAAUGAGAACGAGAUAAAGAUGAUGACCGUGGUCCGGUUUGUUGGGACCACGCCUGAAAGUUCCUCGAGUCACCAGCUGUUGUAUUCUGUGUGCCACCAACUUGCGUACAUCAGUAAACAACACAGAUCCGACGUCCCCGAGGAUUAUACCAGCCUGAAGCUGUACUUCAGGGACGCUGUACAGAAAGGCAAUUUCAGUGGAGUUGUGAUUAUAUUCCUUGAUGCUUUAGACCAACUAUCUCCAGCAAACGGGGCGCACACCUUGGACUGGCUUCCAUCAAGACUUGCCCCAAAUGUGAAGAUGAUUGUGUCCACGUUGCCAGAGAAACAUGGUAUUUUGGAGAAAUUGCGGAACAAAAUUGACCAUAACUUCUUAGAAGUGACACCUCUUCCUCAAACAGAUUGCAAGCAGGUGAUGAGGGCUCUACUGGAACAUUCGGGAAGGGCGAUUUCUUACCCUCAGUGGAGAAUAGUUGAAAAAGCCUUCACCUAUUGUACAUUACCUCUAUUUAUCACACUGACCUUCCAAGAAGCCAUUAGAUGGAACUCCUAUGAUGUCCUCCCCGCUGACGCCCUCCUACACACUGUAGAGGCAAGCAUCAACCGAUUGUUCGACAGGCUGGAGAAGACAUAUGGAAAAGUGUUUGUUUCUAGAGCUCUAGGAUACCUCACAGCUGCAAGGAAUGGCCUCAGUGUGUCUGAACUUGAUGAUAUCUUGUCCCUGGAUGAGGAUGUCCUGAACAGCGUCUUCACCCUCUGGGAACCGCCGAUCAGGAGGAUUCCUUCCAACCUGUGGCCACGUCUCUACCUGGACAUUUCCUCUUUCCUUGUUGAACAGGAGGCUGAUGACAUUGUGGUUCUGUCCUGGUAUCAUACCCAAUUUGUCCGGGCGGCGAUGACAAGGUAUUUGUCAAAUGUUGAUGAAUGCACACUCAUACAUAAAAACAUUGCUGAGUAUUACCUUGGAACUUGGAGCGGUACAAUGAAAAAACCCUUUAUGUAUCAGCAAAGAUUGAUGACACGACUGAAAAAGACAGACCCAUUCAGCGCAGCCUGCAGACAUGUUCCUGAGCAGCCUCUGAUCUUCAAAAUCAGUGAAACCUCUGAGAGAUACAACCUGCGCAAAAUGAACCAGUUGCCAUACAGUCUUGCUCAGAGUGAGCAAAUUGAACGUCUGAAGAAGGAAUGCUUUUGUAACUUUGACUGGCUGUAUGCCAAGCUUAAGGCAGUAUCCCUGCAGCAGAUUCUAGGUGACUUCUCAAUGUUCCACGACAGAGAAACAUGCUUUGUAGCUGAUGCACUCCGUAUGUCUGGAUCCGCUCUCAAGAUUGACCCAAACGCUCUCGGUCCAGAGAUCUCGGGUCGCCUUCUACCUCACAUCCACAAUCAUCCGAUUAUCAGAGAUCUGGUGAGACAGUGCGAUCUAAGAUCUCAGCACCAAUGUCCCUUGGUGCCACACUUCCAGAUCUAUAGCGUGCCAGGAGGUCCUCUGCAAUACGAAUGGGAGAUAGACGGAACAAUCCGGUCAUCAGUAGAUGUUGAUGUCUUCAACAGUCCUGAUGGUAUUCUAAUGACUGCUAAACCAUACUACAGCAAGACCUUGAAGGUGUGGGAGUUAACACAAGGAGAACCACGACAAGACAUGCAGAUGCCCAUUGGGGAGAUACAUCCAAGUAAAGAUGGAAAAUAUCUCAACAUCUUCUCCAGGAAUCGCUUUGUGACAAUUUACAAAUCUGACUGCGGAGAGGUCCAUGCAAAUGUGGACUUUGGUUAUGGUGAAGUUGCCUGUGUGAAUAUAUCCAAUCAAUACAUUGCCUUCACAACACGACAUAAUGCAAGCCCUUGUGUUAUAGACAUUGCCAAAGGAAAGGUUCUACAUAGAUUCUCGUGUAGAAGCAAUGCAGUGGCCAUCGGUCCAAAAGAAAGAUACAUAGUGUUCAAUGCAGACAGGAACAUUAUGCUGUACUCUCUCCCAUUAAUGGAAAGGAAAUGUGUAGGUCAGUCCAACGAUGAACCAAUGCAGAUUGCUUUUAUUGACACACAAAUGAAGUGCUAUAUCCUCACUAAAACAAGACUCCUGCAAAGUAUCCAUUUUGACGUUGUGAACAAAGUCUCAAGCACUGCUGGUAUAGUUGAGGAUAUGCAGAUCAAGGAAUUUAAGGUCUCACACCUUGAGCAUAUGAUUCUUGUCCGGAGUUCCCGCUGUUUGUAUCUUGUUGACACAGACACAGAGACAAUCAAACAUAGGCUGCAAAGGAUGCCUCCUGGAGUGUUCGUGAAGACAAUGACGUCUUUCACAGGAGCAGGUUUCACGCCAAAGGAUGACCUUGUGGUGGCCUCAAGGGACACUUACAUUGCGGUGUGGGAGACAGAGACGGGGACACCGCUCAGACUUCUUCAAGCCGCUGUGUCACCUAUAGUGAAGAUCUUCACUUCAGAUACUUUGAACAAGGCAGUGUCCCUGCUCAGCGACAACACUCUUCAAGUGUGGGAUCUUAACAAUUUGGAUGCCGAUGUUCAACAUUCUAAUGAAGUCUUGACAACUACAGUGAGGUCUGUGGCAGUUUCAUCCUCCACUAAGAGAGUUCUAUGUCAUGGGACUAGAUACCCAGAGGCCAAAAUACUUGAUAUUGAAACAGGAAAAAUUAAAGGAGUUCUCCAACAUACCUGUGAUCUUGAAGACAAAAUCUUAGAGUGCGAGUUAUCUCCUUUGGGAUUGUUUGCUGUAACAAAGGCUCAUCUGGCUGAAAAAGGAGAACACAGCAAAGAGUUCAAGACCAUUCUCACUGACGACAUUGUGUGGAACAUGAGCACUCAAGAAAAGGUCCACCACGCACCAUCCAGCAGGUACAUAUUAUUCAACUCCAUCAAUUCCAUCAUAGCAGCUGUCCAGUGCGUGUUCUACAGUUCCAUUGACUGGACAUGCAACACGUAUCACGUGAAGGUGAUUCAGCCAGACUUGAUGGACGAGGAACCGCCUGAAUUCUCAAUCCCAAUGAUGUCCGAGUUUGUCUGCAAGCCAGUGCUAUUGUCUGUGAGAAAGGGUCUGGGUGUAUUCAAUGCCUUCUAUACAGUCUUGCAGUUCUGUGAAAAGGAAAUAAAUCCUGUGACGAAGGUAGAGCAGUCAAGGAGCUUCUAUAUGAAACUCUACAUGCGGACUCUUUUGGGCAAACAAACGGAAGAGAAGAUUCUAUGUGUCAAAGACUUUCUGAAGCAUGCUGACCCAAAUGAUCAGUUUGUGGACGUACGGAUUAUUGAUGGGAACAAGCUCCUGAUCAUGUAUUCGAAGGAUCCUGUAACAGCUUCCUUUGAUAAAGAGUCAGGACUUGUUCUCUCAGAAGCUUCGCACAAGGCUGCUAUAGUGUAUGACCCUGAAAAGGAAAGCGUCAUUCGACACCUUCUCCACAUCGCGAAACCAGACUGUAUCCUCAGCCUAACAGUUAUCUCACGUCUUAGUUCAAUUUUAGUUGAUGAUCAGCUCAGAGUCUUUGACCAUCAUGAAAACAAACUGCAAACAGAGAUAAACACAAAAUUUGCUGCAAGAUGUCACAGACUUGCCCUUGAUGGCGCUUACAUCAUAGGAAUAUCUCAUGAUUUACGUUCAGUAAUUGUGGUGCGAUCUGUUGACGGCGAACAAAAGGGCCGUCUGUUUAUCCAUGGGAAGGCAACUUGUAUCGAAGUCGCUGAAGAUGAUCGGACGGUUGUGGUAGGCUGUUAUGAUGGUCGGGUGAUGAUUCUUAGCCUCGUUCUGGAACUCAGUGAUCCCGUGACUGAGCUAAUUGAUAAACUCCCAAGUAGGAUUCCACCCAUUGGCCAUCGAGAGCCAUUGGUCAAUGGAGACAUCAGACAUAUGCAGCAGUCGUUACCAGAAAUGACUCGACUUGCUCUCAAGUUGAAAGAAGAUCAAGAAAGGCAUGCUAGACGACAAACGUCCUUCAGAGCUCUUGCCACAAGUGUCACCGCCAUUAACAAAGUACGCAUGAGGUCCACGGCGUGUUCUAUACAAUAA